Coniophora puteana RWD-64-598 SS2 is the source of this 1590-nucleotide messenger RNA. RefSeq lists its product as uncharacterized. The transcript is spliced from 3 exons. Lineage: Eukaryota; Fungi; Basidiomycota; Agaricomycetes; Boletales; Coniophoraceae. The record is from RefSeq and is a predicted model, not a curated record. The coding region runs from base 1 to 1590 and encodes 529 amino acids.
AUGGCGUCUGUCUCAACAGUCUCCUCUACUUCUCGACUUCUCAUGGUCCAGUUCGCAGGCGCGGAUGAGAAGGCGUUUAAAUCCGCCUUAUCGAUCCAUGACAUGUACUGGAAAUCACUGCCCACCAUGCACGGCGCAGCUACGAUGACCAACGAUGACCUGUACCGUGACAUCGCGAAGGCGAACGAUCACGCUGAGCGAAGGGAGCUAGAAGAGCUGCGCAGAAUAGUGCUGGAGAAAGAGAUGGAAACCGCGGCACACGCUCAGGAGAAGAGCGUGCUUGUAGCGGAGAACGGAAAACUUCGCACGGACUUGAUGCGCCAUCAAUCCGAAAGGGCAGCAGAAAAGAAGGCUAAAUCCUCGGACGACAAACGACAUCAAAAGAGCCGUGCGGACCUGAGGAGGCGGAACAAGUCCUUGGCUAAGGAAAAGGACAGACUCUCCCUUGAGGUCUCUAAUCUACGGGAACGUAUAUGGCAGCUAGACACUGAGUCCUCUGAAAUUCGAGCAGAAAACAUCGAGUCUCAGCGGACACUCGAGGCGCUUAAUGAGCGCAACGAGGCUCUCAGCGUGGAAAAAGUCAAGCUACUGGCGGAGAAAAUAAAGCUACGGGGCGACUUGAACCGCCAGCUGACCGAACGGAAGGCAGAGAAGACAGCCUUGAUUCAAGCCAGUGCCAAAGAAGCAAAAAGAUACUCUCAGCAUUGCGUCGUUCUGAAGCAGCUGAACACGGAUCUUACGUGGAAGAACGACCAGCUUUCUGCGGAGAACACCGGGUAUCGAAAAGAGGCUGAACGCCUGUCAAAGGAGCAUCUAGCAAAGGUGGAUGCUCUCCUUCUGGAGAUCGCCGAACUUCGCGAAAAGCAGCGGCAAUGUCACCCCGUUCUGGAACAUAGGGUAGAAGCGCUCUCUCGGGAAAGGGACCAUCUCCUGGCGGCCAGAGCGGAAUACCAGGGCACAUUGGAGAAGCAGUCGGCGGAAAGAAAAGAGGAAGCGAAGGCUUAUACACGAAUGAUCGCCGAAGAAGGUCGCCGAAAUGAACAGCGCUUCAAGGAGCUGCAAGAACGAAAUGCGAUACUUUACCAGGAGAAGGAAACACUAUACUCCGAACAAGCUAUACUCCGAGAUGAACUGGCUCGCCAGGUCAUCGAGCUGGGGCAGACAAAAGAGCUCAUCAACCGCGCGAGCGCUAGGACUGCUGACCAGGAUCUGGAGAAGCGUAACGCAGAGUUAGCCGAGGAGAACAGCAUGCUCAAAGCGGCGCAAACCUCGCUCGUCAGCGACCUGCAGCGCGACUUCGUAGAGAAGAGCGCAAGAACUGCACGACUCCUACAAGAGAACGCCACUCUCGCGCAGAAAAAGGACGCGCUCCAAGGAGAAAAGGACGCUCUCAAGCGCCGACUCGUGGAAGAACACAGGAGUCUCCGUCAGCGUUGCGAUAAUCUGGAGGCUCAAACGCGUACCUUUGCGCAGGUCUCUGGAGAGCUCGCGUCAGCGAAGCAGAUGGUAACCUGGCUCACUGAUCAGCUCGAAGCAAAGGCGCAAGAGUUGAGAGAGGCGGAGGAACGCUGGAUUAAACGGGAGGAAUAA